Molecule: messenger RNA, 682 nt
Organism: Medicago truncatula (barrel medic)
Lineage: Eukaryota; Viridiplantae; Streptophyta; Magnoliopsida; Fabales; Fabaceae
Product: MLP-like protein 28
Exons: 2
Coding region: 70-531 (153 amino acids)
Biological process (GO): defense response
Source: RefSeq, a predicted model, not a curated record
GUAUUUCCACCUGAUGAGUAACACCUAUAUAGUUUUAUAUAUCUCUAAACAAUAUUAGAGAGUUGAUACAUGGCUUUAAGUGGGAAAGUGGAGACUGAAAUAGAGAUUCAAGCAUCUGGUGCUAAGUUCUAUAAUAUAUUUAGAAAGCAACUAGAACAUCUUCCUAAUAUCGCCACAGAAGUACAUGGAGGUAAAGUGCAUGAAGGUGACUGGGAAAAUAUUGGUUCUGUCAAGCACUGGGAAUAUACAAUAGAAGGAAGAAAACAAAGUGCUAAAGCGAAAAUUGAGAAUAUAGAUGAUGACAAUAAGAUAAUCAUAUAUAGCUUCUUUGAUGGGGACGUGAGUGAGAAUUACAAGAGUUUAAAGGCAAUAUUACAAGUGAUUCAUAAAGAACAUGGUGGUGGAAUUGUGAAAUGGACUUAUGAAUAUGAGAAGCUAAAGGAGGAAAUUGCAGGUUCAUCUCCUGAUUCAUACUUGGACUUUGCUGUAAAGCUCAUAAAAGAUAUUGAUUCUCAUCUUGUCAAGGAAUAGCAACAAAGAUGAACAAGGAUGAAGUGUGUUUGGCUUGAGUGUUAUUGCAUAUUAAAUAAACUUUUUGGUGAUGAAUGUGUUUUAUAUAUGGUACUAGACUCUGUUUAUUACAUGUGUUUAUGAUAUUUAAUUAAUUAAUAAUUUGUCUAAA